Molecule: messenger RNA, 1257 nt
Organism: Pelagomonas calceolata
Lineage: Eukaryota; Pelagophyceae; Pelagomonadales; Pelagomonadaceae
Source: the annotation of a GenBank genome assembly
AGCUAAGUUACGAGCUUGGCAAGGAUCGCGGCGUGCGAGACGCAGCACUGCGUUCACACACCGCCAACACUCGUAUUAUUCAUCGUCCAAGCCACCGCACUGCUUCACGUAGCCGCAACGCCAUCCGUGCGACCGCAUAGCAGCACAGCCGUAGUGCAAUCCAGCCCUAGAGCUGCGCAUAGCAGCGCAAGAGCUGCACACAGAUGGCGCGACGAAUCACGCUCGCGCUCUGCGCACUAACAACGGCAUUCCAAACGCCGCCGCGGCAACCCUCAAAGACGAGACUCCGCGCCACCACAACAACCGAGUGGGACCUCAGCCUCUUCUCCCCGGCCAAGAUCAACCUCUUCCUCCGCAUCAUAAAGAAGCGCGACGACGGCUUCCACGAGCUCGCGUCGCUCUUCCAGGCCAUCGACCUUGGCGACGUCCUCUCGUUCCAAAAACUAUCAACAAAUGAUGAGGACAUUCUCGAGUGCGAGACGGAGGGCAUGCCCCUCGACGCCACGAAUUUGGUGCUGAGGGCCGUCUCAUUAUUGAGAGAGAAGUGCCCCUCGGGCACAAUUCCAGGCUUCCGGAUCCUACUAGAGAAACGAACUCCCAUGCAAGCGGGCCUGGGCGGUGGCUCGUCGAACGCCGCCGCCGCUUUAUAUGGUGUGAAUGAAUUGUGCGGCCGACCGGCGACGCAACAACAGCUCAUUGAUUGGAGCGGAGCUCUGGGAAGCGACAUCACGUUUUUCUUGGGACCGACCGGGAGCGCGUAUUGCACGGGACGAGGGGAAAUCUUGGAGCCCGUCGACGCGCUGCCGACGACCUACAAGCACCUCUUCGUCAUCAAGCCCUACAGGGGUCUGUCGACGCCGCUCGUGUUCAAGACGUUGGCUGCGUCGGAGUACUCAACUUUAAGGAGAGAUGCGGACCCACGCACACUAUUAGAAUCUUUUGGAGACGGCUCGCGCGCGGCGCCUCUGAGCGACUACGUGAACGACCUCGAGCCUCCCGCUUUUGAGUGCGAGCCGGUGCUAGCACAAAUCAAAGAUAGGUUAUUGGACAAGUACGGCUUCCACGCGGCGAUGAUGAGCGGGAGCGGCACAUCUUUAUUCGCCGUGGCGACGGGGAAUGAAGUGGAUGCCGAUGCGUUUCCCGCGGCGUUCGUGGAGGAGUGCAAAAAUGAAUUGGACGUCGACGUGGACGUCUGGCCGACGCGGUUUCUAGGAAGAGACGCGGGGGAGUGGUACGCGAAGUAAGGAGGGUUAGUCA